Molecule: messenger RNA, 160 nt
Organism: Cetraspora pellucida
Lineage: Eukaryota; Fungi; Glomeromycota; Glomeromycetes; Diversisporales; Gigasporaceae
Source: the annotation of a GenBank genome assembly
AUAUACUAGUGAAAGCAAAGAUAGUCAUGUUAAUAAAGAUGAAUAUAAUUAUAUUAGUAAAAAUAAAAAUAAUUAUACUAGUGAAAAUAGUAGUUAUUUUAUUAGCAAAGAUGAGAAUAGUUAUUAUAACAUAGAAGAAACUGACUAUGUUAAUAAAUAG